UUUCCGAUGAAUGGACUGUAGGUUUGAAGAUUGUGUCGUUGUUCGUGAAUUGUUGUUACACCGGAAGUUGUUACUCACAAGGUUGACUGUAGUCUGAUCUUUCUCUUCAUUCUCCCAUUUGCAGAUCAAUCAAAUCACACAGUGCCAGCAGCAGCAGUAGCAGCAGCCACACACCCAGCAUGUCAUCUCUUAGCCUGCUGUCUGGUCUUGGUGGCCGUAGCUCGGUCAACACAUCACUAUACAGGGGGCUGUACGAUGAUGACGACGAUGAUGAUGACAAUGUCAAUGAGGGCAAUGGUCAGAGCUCCGUGGGAGAUUCUCAAGACAGUGUCCUGGAUAAAGAUGUGGCGGAGGAGAGGCAGCGGGUCUUGUCGGGGAACUGUGAAAAUAGCCUGCUUUUGCUGAAGAAUUUAACCAAGAUGUAUGGCGAGCAGCGUGCCGUCAAUGAGAUGUGUCUUGGUGUGGAGCCUGGCAUGGUAUGUACAGUCGUCCCUCUCUAAUCCGGCACUUUAUAAUCCAGCACCCUCGAUAAACCAGCACACUUUUCAGUAGCCAAAAUGUCCUCUUCAUGCACAUUGCAGCAGUAAAUCAGAUUUGUUAAUCCAGCACCCUCCCUAAUCCAGCAGAUUUUCGUGGCACAAAUGGUGCCGGAUUAUAGAGGGACCACUGUACUUGUGUGUACUUGUGUGUAGCAACUAGGUUUCCUACAGUCUGCUAUUGCAAACUGCACGAUGUGUAGCAGAGGAUGA
Messenger RNA from Sycon ciliatum, 749 nucleotides. RefSeq names its product ABC transporter ced-7-like. The transcript has 2 exons. Bases 180 to 500 code for a protein of 106 amino acids. The record is from RefSeq and is a predicted model, not a curated record. Lineage: Eukaryota; Metazoa; Porifera; Calcarea; Leucosolenida; Sycettidae.